Amphibalanus amphitrite is the source of this 711-nucleotide messenger RNA. RefSeq lists its product as uncharacterized. The transcript has 5 exons. Lineage: Eukaryota; Metazoa; Arthropoda; Thecostraca; Balanomorpha; Balanidae. The coding region runs from base 109 to 711 and encodes 200 amino acids. The record is from RefSeq and is a predicted model, not a curated record.
CGGGACUCAGUGGCGCGGCGAGGCUGCGGGGCCACCUGCCUCCAUGGACAGCGGCGCACUCUGAUCGUCCGUAGGUGCCCGGCUCCGUGGGUAGGGCACAGACAAGACAUGGCGAGAAAGGCGCUCUCAGUGCCGACACUGCUCCUUCUCUGGGCCAGCGCCUCAGUGCCGAUCGCAGGCAGUUCCAGCGUUCAAUCUCAGUCCGAUGGUGAGGGUGCUUGGAUCCCCUGGUGGCGGCCGGCCAGCUCCGACCCUAGUGCCGGCACGCAGCGCCCCCAAAUGCAGCAUGUCAUCCAGCCCAGCGCAAAUCUGAACGCAGGUGACCUGGACUGCAUGACCGACCUCGGUCUGGCCGAUGGCACUAUUCCCGACCAGAACAUCACCGGGUGGCCCAAUGUGAGCUUCUCCGGGGCUCCCGAGUACAGCUCGCCGUCUGGAGCUCGGCUCAAUGCGGCCUCGGCCUGGUGCGUCAACGCCUCCAGCUUCCCGGAGCAGGACGCCACGCUGACGAUCGACCUGGGCUCCAGCCGCCUGAUCUCAGGUUUCCGAGUGCAGCCCGCUCCUGCCGAGGUGCACAGCAGAGACUACAGCAGCUUCGCGGCGCUCGAGUACAGUCUGGACGGCGACGCGUGGACCCUCUGCUGCAGCAUGGAGACGGUCGGCGUCUCCCACUCGGUCAGUCGGGUGGCGCACACUCACCGUACCGUAUAG